Hippocampus zosterae (dwarf seahorse) is the source of this 6406-nucleotide messenger RNA. RefSeq names its product cadherin-4-like. Bases 275 to 3079 code for a protein of 934 amino acids. Lineage: Eukaryota; Metazoa; Chordata; Actinopteri; Syngnathiformes; Syngnathidae. Gene Ontology annotation, cellular component: adherens junction; plasma membrane; catenin complex. The record is from RefSeq and is a predicted model, not a curated record. Gene Ontology annotation, molecular function: calcium ion binding; cadherin binding. Gene Ontology annotation, biological process: cell morphogenesis; homophilic cell-cell adhesion; cell-cell junction assembly. The transcript has 17 exons.
GGGGGGCGGUGAAGGUUGUGAGGGAAGCUCGGAGGCUGACGCCGACUGCGCCUUUGGUGCCGAGUGAAGCGCUCACCUGCACACCAGAGUCGCGCAAACUCCGGAGCUGCUCCACUCCCACAAAAACGGAACCUUCCAGCCAUAGUCUGACCCAAAAGAGAAAAGGACAAGGAAACGUCACACAAUUUGGGGGAGAAGAUUUUAGGGCUCUCCCUUUUGUCUUUGUGGUUGCUCGCCCAGGCUGCCGUGGCUGUCGCUUGCUUCGUCCGCCGCGAUGAGGACUGACCUGGCUCUGUUCCUGACAGCAGCCCUUCUUCUUGACACAUUCCGGGUGAAUAAUGGCCAGCAUUCACCUAAAGGUCCUUGUCAACCUGGCUUCUCUCAAAGCUUCUAUUCUGUCUUGAUUCCAAAGGAUACGCUACAAGGCCAGCCCAUACAUAAAGGCGCCAGUGUGUCAUCACAGACAGUAAACUUUGAUGACUGCAUGGGGAACAAAGCGGUGGUUUUCAAGAGCAGCGAUCCCAACUUCAGUGUGCGCACAGAUGGGUCCAUCUUUGCUCAGGGAGAUGGAGCUUCUUUGGCUGAGCCAAUCCAGUUUAAACUAACAGCAAGCGGUCCACAUUCUCACCUCUGGAAGACUGUGAUCCAGCUGGCACUGGUAGACGCCCCUGCACCUCAACAAAAUGAGCAUGAGGUCACAACCAAAGAGGCGACGGUUGCUGAGAGGAAAGAGACGAAGGAAGCAUUCCAAGCCCCACCUCCUGUCAUCAUGUUCUCCGGGGUCGGCCGGAACACCUCCAAGGGUCUCCGAAGGCAAAAGCGAGACUGGGUGAUCCCACCAAUCAAUGUUGCUGAAAAUUCUCGAGGACCGUUCCCUCAGAUGCUCGUUAGUAUUCGUUCAGACCAGGACCAGGAUAUCUCCAUCCGAUACAGCAUCACUGGGGUGGGAGCAGAUCAGCCACCUAACGAGGUCUUCAACAUUGAGCCUGUGCUUGGAAAGAUGUUUGUUACCAAACCUCUGGAUCGAGAACAUCGGUCAUCUUACCACCUCCGAGCACAUGCUGUGGACAUGAAUGGAAACAAAGUGGAGAACCCCAUUGAUCUGUAUAUCUUCGUGAUCGACAUGAACGACAACAGACCGGAGUUCAAAAACCAAGUCUACAAUGGCUCCGUGGAUGAAGGCUCAAAACCAGGAACCUAUGUCAUGCACCUGUCUGCCUUUGAUGCUGACGACAACACAACGGCCAACGGAAUGGUGCGCUAUCGAAUACUGUCCCAGAAACCACACAGUCCCAUCCCAAACAUGUUCACCAUCAAUAGUGAGACGGGGGAUAUUGUGACUGUGGCGCCUGGGCUCGAUCGAGAGAAAGUGUCCCAGUACACUAUAAUCGUUCAAGCCACGGACAUGGAGGGCAACCUGAAUUUUGGUCUUUCCAACACGGCCACCGCCAUUAUCACGGUCACCGACAUAAACGACAACCCCCCCAUGCUGACCUCCAGAACGUUUUCCGGUGAGGUUCCUGAGAACCGGGUGGAUGUUGUGGUGGCUAACCUGACAGUGAUAGAUGCCGACCAACCGCAUUCCCCCAAUUGGAAUGCUGUUUACAGGAUCAUCAGUGGCGAUCCAUCCGGUCACUUCACCAUUCGCACCGACCCUGUAAGCAACGAUGGCAUGAUAACUGUGGUCAAGGCAGUUGACUUUGAGAUGAACCGAGCCUUCAUGCUGACAGUUGUGGUGUCCAACCAGGCCCAUCUGGCCAGUGGGAUCCAAUCCUCCCUCGAGUCCACGGCGGGUGUAACCAUAUCUGUGCAGGAUGUCAAUGAACCCCCUUACUUCCCCACUAAUCCGAAACACAUCCGAUUUGAGGAGAGUGUUCCAGCUGGCACAAGUCUGACAACCUUUUCAGCCACGGAUCCCGAUCGCCUACAGAUGCAGCAGACAAUCAGGUACUCCAAGCUGAAUGAUCCUGCAGACUGGUUGUCUAUUAACAGAACCAAUGGGCAGAUAGUGACCACGGCGAUCCUCGACAGGGAGUCUGUCCAUGUGAAAAACAACAUAUAUGAAGCCACCUUCCUGGCAACAGAUAACGGCUCUCCUGCAGCCAGUGGCACCGGCACACUGCAGAUCUAUCUGAUAGACAUUAACGACAACCCUCCAGUGCUCAUACCCAGAGAAUCACAGAUCUGUGAGCAGAUGAACAAGAACAUCAACGGCGUCAACAUCACCGCCGCUGAUGCUGACACCGACUCCAACGCUGGGCCUUUUGUCUUUGAGCUGCCGACUUAUCCUUCAAGCAUCAGACGCAACUGGACAAUUACACGUAUCAGUGGCAAUUAUGCCCGCCUUGGUCUGCGAUACCAGGUCUAUUUGGAGCCAGGCAUGUAUGAGGUCCCGAUAACCGUGUCCGACUCGGGAAACCCUACGUUGUCCAACAGGUCUGUCAUCAAAGUAAAAGUGUGUCCCUGCGAUCCGAACGGAGACUGCACUACCGUGGGCGCUGUGGCAGCCGCCGGCCUGGGAACCGGCGCAAUCAUCUCCAUCCUGAUAUGCAUCAUCAUUCUGCUCAGCAUGGUCUUGCUGUUUGUGGUGUGGAUCAAACGCAGAGAGAAGGAGAGGCACACCAAACAGCUGCUCAUUGACCCUGAGGAUGAUGUCAGGGACAACAUACUGAAAUACGAUGAAGAGGGAGGGGGAGAAGAGGACCAGGACUAUGACCUCAGCCAGUUGCAGCAGCCAGACUCUCUGGAGCACAUCAUCAACAAACCACCCGGUGUGCGCAGGGUGGACGAACGACCCGUUAUCGCAGAGUCCCAGUACCCGAUCAGGCCUGUUGUGCCUCACCCCGGCGACAUCGGGGACUUUAUCCAUGAGGGGCUACGAGCAGCUGACAAUGACCCCACUGCGCCCCCUUAUGACUCUCUGCUUGUGUUCGACUAUGAGGGCAGCGGCUCCACCACAGGAUCGGUCAGUUCUCUCAACUCCUCCAGUACGGGGGAGCAGGACUACGACUACCUCAACGAAUGGGGGCCCCGCUUCAAGAAGCUGGCCGACAUGUAUGGAGGGGCGGAAGAGGAUUAAAUCUCACAGGAACACACACACACACUCACAACACCCUCGUCCUGUCCGCUGGCCUGCCGUUUUCUGUCCCGUCAACACCGAUCAAUCAAAUCAGACUCGAAACUCCAGAAGUCUGGCGCUGUUCCACGUUUGGCUGACUCAGAAGCUUUGAAUUGAUGGGUUAUCGUCAUUUUUCAUGUGAACACUCAAGCCCAAUUUUGGCUUCAGUCGUUUCUGUUCGAGUUUUUUGUGUGUGCCUUUUUUCCCUGUGGCUUUUUUAGUUUUACUUUGUUUUUUUUUCACUCCACAACAAGAGUCAUUCCUUGUUCCUGACGGUUUUCACUUUCCACUCACUGUCAGCCCCUGCCUGCCUCCCUGCAGAAGCUGUAAGUUUGAGCAUCUUUGUCUUGGGGGUAGCAGACAAAAAAGAACAAGAACCCUGAUAUGACAGUCCCUCCUGUGUGGUGGUGGCGGGGUGCUGGUUUAUUCUCUCUUGAACUUGAAUUACUUAGAAUAGAAGCACUGUCGUUUCCAAAAAAAAAGUGCCUUCAUUGGUGCAUAUUUUAACAGACUCCCUCUAACUCAGGAUUAGUUUCCAUUUUCCUGACCCUUUAACUCCGACCUUCCCAUUGUCUUAUGGGCUGUGGUAGCUGCGCAAGGUGUGGGUGUUGCUUUCAGCUGAGCUUUCCGACCGGCAAACGAAGGUGCGUUAUGUCGGCACGCAGUACUCUGGCCAGAAUGGACCAAUUCCGCUAAUGUUUCCAUCAUAUAGGUGUGUCCCUGAAAUGGCAGCCGACUUGAAUGUGAUUACAGAAAUCACAGCAAUCCAAGGCGGCACUGUCGUGGAGAAGUGUCUUUGUUUCUUCGUGGCUUCGCUAGCAGCUGUGUUUGUUUUGAGCUCGCUUUGUUCGCACUGAACACGUGACUCGGCCUGUGCCAGAGUCACACGUCCAGUUUUAUGAGGGUCAAUGAAAAAUACUUGGCCUUUUAAGAUUGCAAGGUUUGCAAGUUUAUCAACACACCAAAAAUGAUUACAUUCCGUUUCCUUCUGGUAAAUAAUAAGUAUAAUAUCUAUCUAUAUAGGAAUUCAAUUGCAAUGCCUUUUCAAUACCUUGAUCAUUUCCUUGCUAUUAUUGUUCGUAUUUUGAUUGCGUCGCUGUUGCUUCUUAACAAUGUCUGAAUAUAAAAAUGCUGCUGCUCUCUGAGUUUGAGGGAUUUGAGCCUCAGCCAGGGAUUUUUCAGCUCCUCAAUCUGUCUCUCUUCAGACGCACUUCAACAUUCAUCUGAAAUGUUCCCCUGAUUUUUUUUAGCUGUGAGUUCAAGAGUUUUCAUCAAGAAGUUAGAAUCAGCAAAAGUUUGUUACGAAGCUAUGAAAGACUAUAUCCAAGUUGACUCAUUAAAACGGGCUCUUUCAACAAACAUUUUCAAACAGAACACGUUUCCGUGAGACGAAAUGAAAAAGCAGCUCCACUUAUGGGCUUAUGUCAUCAUAUUUUACACGACUCCAAGGGUAAACUGAAAUAAAGAGCUCUAAUUGUUGUGCUUAAAUUAUUCAAACAUACAACAGGAUCUAGAAGUGAGUGGGUGGAAAACUCUCCUCCGCUUGUGGCUACCUUGGAGCGAGUUCACUGGAUUUACUGUGAAUUGAUGAAUUCCUGGAGGAAAACUUUAAUGAUCCUUCUCCUCCAACAAUUCUCCUUUUGCAAGAAAAGAGAAACUAAAUGGAGCCAGUUUUAUCCACUUGUGAUGAGCGCCAUAACGGAAACAAUCGACCUGCCAAUACAAAUGUCUAUUCAAAGGCAAAAGAAGGUCAUGACAUAAUCACCGAGGUGAACAGGGUCCGAAUCUCCUGUUUCGGAGGCAAACAGGUACAGAUUGCACUUUGCUGUGCAGAACUUGUCAGCGAUGAUUUUCCCGACCGCUGUCGGCUUAAAGUGCAAUCAGACUAGAGGCAAGGAGAGGGACACGUGCUAUCGGAUUAGCUCAUAUCUUUCCGGUUGCUCCUCCACCUCCCCAAUAUCCUCACAAAAUAAACACAGCUGUUACUCUCCACUAUCUGUGAUUUGUGUCUGACACAUAAAUAUUGUAUAUACAGAAGAUUUGGGUUUUUUUUAAUAUACAUUUGUCAACAUGAAUCACGUGUGACCUCAUGGUGUUCUCUCUCUCUCUUCUCUCUCUCUCUCUCUCUCUCUCUCUCUCUCUCUCUCUCUCUCUCUCUCUCUCUCUCUCGCUCUCCCUCUCCUCGGUGAGGUAGAUUUCACCGCCAAAAAGCCAUGGUGAAGAGAACCUGAUCGGUUUUGCGAGCGCUCACACAGCCAUACUUGUCGCCGCUCCACCAAGAGUGAAGCCACCCAUUGUUCUGAACUGACUUGUACAGUCCAAAAGACACACACACACGCGCGCGCACACACACACAAACACACACUCCUCUAGGCCUUAGUGUAUUUAUGAGAGUGCUGUUCCACUGCAAAGCGCGACCAGUCCUGUUGCUGGUUGUGUCGGUCUCAGAGGACAAAGGGACAUUCUUUGACAUGUUUAUUCUCCCUUUGCUGACAUCCAGAUCUAAUUAAGUGACUAACCCAACAGCAAGACAUGUCACGUACACAUAUGUUGACCUUUCAGGUCAAGGCGCUGUUUAUGUUGCAUGUUGAAAAACUGCAAUUAUUCAUGAGUGCCGUCAGGAAAUAUUCCGUUUAAAGGCUUGAAUUGAGUGGAAAACUGGCAAAAGAUGGAAUAACUCCUCUGUGGACAAUUUGUGACGAUAGACACAUCUGAUUCGAGAGCAAGGUUUUGGUUGCCACCACAACCAAGGUGGUUGUUUCCUUGCUCAAGCCCAAAUGUAAAUAAUAUAGUAUUUGCUCGCCAAACAGACCAAGUUUAGCGUAGGACUGGAGCUUUUUGCAUGUAUUUUUUCUGAUGGCCAGAUAUGAGUUCUAUAACAGUAACAACCCAACGUGAACACGUGUCGCAACCCGCAUGACCGAGGGUGCACCUAAAUGGAGUUCUGGCGUACCAUAUCCACAUAGUUUGAGAUGAAACGUUACCAUGAAAAUUGCAAACCUGUCUAAUGUCUAAAAAAAGGAAGAAAAAAAAUGUUUUUGUAAAUUGUCAACAGCACAAGCAUUUUGUAUUGGUGUUUGUACCCAUUUUGUAAAAAAAAAAAAAGAGAGAGGAAAAAGAAAAAAAAACUUUAUGUUGUUUCAAGCGUGUGUUUGUAGUGGCACUGCAAUCUUGGUUUCCAAAUAGAGUACAGUAUACAUGUGCUGCCUUGCAGAUCAACAUUGUAAAAUAGAUGCUGAGCAGCACCUUGUGUUGUAAAUAAACAAAUUCCCCUCCUUAUAAGAACAA